Messenger RNA from Zychaea mexicana, 2505 nucleotides. RefSeq lists its product as uncharacterized. The record is from RefSeq and is a predicted model, not a curated record. Bases 103 to 2382 code for a protein of 759 amino acids. The transcript is spliced from 3 exons. Gene Ontology annotation, biological process: protein deubiquitination. Lineage: Eukaryota; Fungi; Mucoromycota; Mucoromycetes; Mucorales; Lichtheimiaceae. Gene Ontology annotation, molecular function: cysteine-type deubiquitinase activity.
UCCUCGUAUGGAGAAUUUAAGCAACUGACUUGAUUUAUCGCGCUCUCAUCCAUUGGAACACAGCUUACGAUCAGUCGCUUCAACCCCACAUUCGUUGGCUAUAUGCAACAUGAUUCGCAAGAACUACUUGCGUUUCUACUGGAUGGACUACACGAAGACUUGAACCGAAUUUUGAAAAAGCCGUAUAUUGAGCUGCCUGAUUAUGAUGAUAUGUCAGACAAGGAGAUUGCUGAACGUAGUUGGUCGUAUCAUAAAGCACGCAACGAUUCGGUCAUUGUUGAUUUGUUCCAAGGUCAGUUCAAGAGCCGACUCGAGUGCAAUGAAUGCCAUAAGGUCUCUGUGACGUUUGAUCCUUUUAUGUAUCUGUCUCUUCCUGUCCCUGGACAAAAACAAACCAAAACCAAAGUCGUCUAUGUGCCCUAUGAUCCAAUCCAGCGUCCUCAACAGAUCAUAAUCACUACCAAAACCGGUGCUAAGAUCACUGAUUUAUGCGAACAAGUGGCCAAGUAUAAUGAUGUACAAGAUCCGUCUACUUUGCUGGUAUUGGAGAUAUUCAACGAUAGAGUAUACAAGGUGUUUGACAAGGAUGAUUCUGUGGGUGAAAUUGGCGAUAGCGAUAUCAUUUACGUGUACCAACUUCCCGGACCUGUGCCCAAGGUGCCUCACAACAGCAAUAGUAGCAGCUCGAACAGUAAUUAUGGUUAUGGAGAAUUCGGAGGCAACAGACGCAGUAAUCGACGCAUGAAUGGUGGCUAUGGCUACACUUUGGCUCGAGGCAGAAUCAUGUCUUCUUCAGACGAGGAAGAAGAACAAGAAAAAGACGGAAAAAAGAAAAGGAAGGAGGCCAGUGCAAACAACGAAUGGAUUGCCUUUCCUGUCUAUUGUGAAACGGCACCUGCAAAAGAAAAUGGCCGAGUUCAUCCAUUUGGUGGACCCAUGAUCCUAAGCAUCCGUGCUGAAGACGCCACAUCUGUCGAUAACAUCUACAGUCUGAUUGCUCAGCAUCUCGAACGGUAUACACCAAUCAAAUUGUUUGAAGAAGUUGUCGAAGACCAGGGUACGGAAAUGACUGAAGCCAAGGAGGAAGAAGAAGAAGAAGAAGAAGGGAAAGAAGAACAAGAAAAUGGAUCUUUUGCAGAACAACAACAGCCACAGCAGCCGAUUCAUACAACUGCUGCUGUCACUGCUGCUGGUGGACGACGCAUGGCUCCCAUGAACAACUUGUUUACAAUGAAGGUGAUCAACGAAGAACGAUCGUAUCGAUCUAGUGCUCUUUUCCCCACGGGAAUGAACGUGGGCAUGUCGAACGCCUAUGGAUCCAAAUUCCGCAACCUAGAGGAACGCGCUCAAGAAGAGCAAAAACGUCGUGAAGAGUACGAACGGCAGCAGGAGCAGAACAAGAGGGAAAAGGAAGAAAAGGAAAAGCAAGCCAAGGAAGAAGAAGAAAAGGGUUGCAGCAGUGACAAGGACGAGGAUGUUGCGGAGGGUGUCGAAAAAGAAAACAAAAAGGAGGAUGACAAGGUCAACGAUGACGAUGACUCUUCAGCAGGAACUACUGACAAUGAACAACCAUCAUCAUCUAUUGCAACACCGACCAAAUCGGCAUCUGAAAAGAAGCAAGAAGCAGACGAUGUUUACGAUGAAGACGACGUUGUGGAAGAUGCAGCCUCAACGUACAAUAAUAGCAACAGCAUCAUCAUUCGACCACGCUCGCCUAUAAAGCCCAAGAACACGUAUAAUACGAAUGGCUACCGACUUGGUUCAGCAUCAUCAAAAUCACCAGCAUUCGGCCAGUCAUCGUCUUCCUCCUCCUCAUCCUCCUUGACACCACCACCACCAAAACAAGUCAUCCGUCAAGGUGAAGGGAUUAUCCUCGAAUGGAAACCCAAGAAAGCCGAACAAAUCUUCGGACUGGCAACCAGCAGCAACAGCCAUCAUUAUGGCGACAACGAGCCGAAAAUCGAUGGCAGUAAAUGGAGCGACUAUGAAGUACGAGGCGAUCCAUUGGCACCCAAGGAGAAAAAAAAGAAACAGCUCACCUUAUCGGAUUGUCUGGACGAGUUCACAAGGGAAGAAUUACUAAGCGAAGAAGACCUGUGGUAUUGUCCUCGAUGCAAGAAACGUCAACGUGCAUCCAAGAAGUUUGACUUGUGGCGCAUGCCAGAAAUCGUGGUGGUUCAUCUGAAACGGUUUAGUCAUACAAAGACAUGGCGUGACAAGAUCGAUACGUUUAUCGAUUUCCCAUUGGAAGGUUUGGAUCUGACCGAACGCGUGUUGAGUAUUGAGAACGCGCAGGAUGUCCCUGAAGAAGAUCGAUUGAUCUAUGACUUGUACGGUGUGGAUAACCAUUUCGGUGGUAUGGGUGGCGGUCAUUGUAAGUAGUUAUAUUUCGUCAUCGUUGUUGGCAAUAUUGUGGGAAGAAGAAGAGAAAAUGGCUACGAUUACUGCUACUACGAAAAUGGUGAAAGUUAAUAUUAACAACAUUUGAUAUAUAAUAGAUACUGC